Messenger RNA from Drosophila miranda, 1243 nucleotides. RefSeq lists its product as uncharacterized. Bases 68 to 1168 code for a protein of 366 amino acids. The record is from RefSeq and is a predicted model, not a curated record. Gene Ontology annotation, molecular function: zinc ion binding; nucleic acid binding. NCBI's taxonomy places the organism in Eukaryota, Metazoa, Arthropoda, Insecta, Diptera, Drosophilidae. The transcript has 2 exons.
UACACACAUCCACUUUUACCACAAAUCUAAUAUACCCCAAUACUCAUUUUGAGUAUCGGGUAUAAAAAUGGGAGGAGAUCUGAACGCCAGCAUUGUUGCGCCGGACUACCACCCACCGCCAGUGAAGUCAUCGUUACCAAGGUUGUCGCUACCCACUUUCGACGGAACAUAUGCAAACUAUAAGAAUUUCAUUCACUCGUUCGAGCAAAUUGUUGUGCGUGAGUCUGAAUUGUCUAAUAUAGAAAAGUUUAAUUAUUUGCUGACCUGCCUCACGGGGCCGGCAUUAGAUACAAUUCAGGCAUUCCAGGUUACAAGCGAAAACUAUCCGAAGGCCCUAGCAAAACUCAAAAGCCGUUUUGAUAAUCCUACUCUUAUAUUUUUAGAAGGUAUUGAGGCAUUGUUUGCACUACAACCUGUGGAAAGGCCAAACAGUCAGCAGCUUCACAGCCUAGUGGAUAAGGCAUCCGCUAUAUUAAGCUCGCUGGAGUCCAUCGGCAAACCUGAGAACAUUGUUCACGCUAUGGUUAUAUAUAUUAUAAUGGAAAAGUGUGAUCAGCAAACCCGGAACAAGUGGAAGGAAUCGCAGGACUACAAAACUCUGCCAACCUGGCUAGCAUGCACACAGCUUUUGGAACGCCACUGUCAGUUUCUCCAUUCGUCUGGAAACUCGGCUGCUACUUCGUCACAACGAAAGGCUGAAUCCAAUAAGUCAAAUCGUCAUUCUAAUCACCAAAUAAACUCGUCGUUUGCUAUCACUAAUCCGUCUUGUACACUUUGUUCUAGUUCUGGCCAUAAGAUCUCUAAUUGUGCUCAGUUCAAGGCUAUGAACAGCAACCAACGGUACGACAAUGCAAAACGCCUCGGUCUCUGCAUCAAUUGUCUUGGAAAUGGUCAUAGAGUGGCGCAAUGUUCAUCGACUCAUCGUUGCCGAUCCUGUAAUCGGAAUCAUCAUUCAUCUUUGCAUCACUCUCAGCCGCAACAGCCACCCCAAUCAUCAGCAGGACAAUUUUCAACUACUGAACCGGUACUCCAACCAGCGCAACCCUCCUGGCAAACGGCUCAUCAAGCUGCUUCACACUCUCAUAUGGAGAUCGCAGCAGAUGAUCAAAUUUUGUUGGCAACAGCUAUGGUUUUGGUAAAGGAUGCCACAGCUUCGCCUUCGUCGUGAAAAACACCACAUUGGAAUUCGCAGUAUAGGAGACUCCCUUACUAGUUUGAAGGCUCGUACGACUACCUCUAUUAA